This is a messenger RNA of Colletotrichum acutatum, 372 nucleotides long. RefSeq lists its product as uncharacterized. The coding region runs from base 1 to 372 and encodes 123 amino acids. The transcript has 3 exons. The record is from RefSeq and is a predicted model, not a curated record. Lineage: Eukaryota; Fungi; Ascomycota; Sordariomycetes; Glomerellales; Glomerellaceae.
AUGUUCUCCAAGACCAUCAUCGCUGUUCUCUUCGCCUCCGUCGCUGUCUUCGCGGCCCCGGUUGAGACUUCCAACAAGGAGGUUGAGGGACGACAGAUCAACCAGAGCGUCACUCUUUGCAGUGACAAGGGCAUGGCUGACUGCGACACUGUCAACUUCAACUUUGGCUUCUGCGUCUCCCCCAUCGGAAGACUGAACGACAAGGUCAGCUCUCUCAAUGCCAACGGCUACAACUGCAUCUUCUACAAUGAUACUGGAUGCCGCAACGGUGGCGGUCAGAUCGCCACUACUGGUGAGGUCACCGACAUCCGCAGCCACCCCUCGUUCAGCACCAUGAACGACGAUGUCUCUUCCUUCUUGUGCAACAUCUAA